AAAAGACACCGGAUUAAGUCAAAUUCAAAUGUUCCAUGUGUCCCAAAAGACUUGUUGAUGAUGUCAGAAUUAGUUCUUCCACAGUUCAUCUUUAGUCUUAUUCAGCACUUAAGAGAGGGGUAUAAUGAGCCUGCUCUUGAUCUGCCAUCAGAGAAAGACCUUCAGAAAAUCCUCCAGGUUUUGGAGCCUCAUGUUUCCUUUCUAGAAGACUUGACCAAAAUGGGAGGAGCAAUGCGAUCAGUUCUUACCCAGGUUUUGACUAGCCAACAGUUCUACAAAGAUCUUAGCUCUGGUGUUGGAGAGAAUGCAUGUGCAAAGAAAAGUCAUGAAAAGUACCUCAUUGCUUUGAAAGGCUCUGGACUGGCAUUUCCUGAGGAUAAAAUUGCAUGUGGUAUGCAGGAACAAGGAGCUGGAACUAGCACAUUAUCAGUUCAAGGUUUAGCAGGUGCUACAGCAACAUCAGGACAAGGGGAUUCUUCAGAUGAGGAGGACCAGGAUGGUAGCCAAGGUGUGGGCAAGCGCAAGAGGGUGAAACUAAGCAGCACCACCAAAGAUCAAUCUAUCAUGGAUGUUUUGAAGCAUAAAUGUUUUCUAGAAGAAUUAUUAUUUUGGACAAUAAAAUACGAGUUUCCACAGAAGAUGGUGACUUUCUUACUCAACAUGCUGCCAGAUCAAGAUUAUAAGAUUGCUUUUACAAAAACUUUUGUUCAGCAUUAUGCUUUUAUUAUGAAAACAUUGAAGAAAAGCCAUGAAUCCGACACAAUGUCUAAUAGAAUUGUGCAUAUCAGUGUUCAGUUGUUCAGCAAUGAAGAGCUAGCACGUCAAGUAACAGAAGAAUGUCAGCUGCUGGAUAUUAUGGUCACUGUUCUGUUAUAUAUGAUGGAGAGUUGCCUUAUUAAAAGUGAAUUGCAAGAUGAAGAAAAUAGUUUACAUGUUGUGGUAAAUUGUGGGGAAGCACUACUGAAAAAUAAUACUUACUGGCCCCUGGUUAGUGAUUUUAUAAACAUACUUUCACACCAAAGUGUGGCAAAGAAAUUUUUGGAAGAUCAUGGUCUUCUGGUAACAUGGAUGAAUUUUGUAUCAUUCUUUCAAGGUAUGAAUUUAAAUAAACGAGAAUUAAAUGAGCAUGUGGAGUUUGAAUCACAGACAUACUAUGCUGCGUUUGCUGCUGAGCUGGAAGCCUGUGCCCAGCCUAUGUGGGGUCUUCUGUCACACUGCAAAGUUAGGGAAACACAGGAAUACACACGAAAUGUUGUCAGAUACUGCCUUGAAGCGCUUCAAGACUGGUUUGAUGCUAUCAACUUUGUAGAUGAGCCAGCUCCUAACCAAGUUACCUUUCAUUUGCCAUUGCACCGUUACUUUGCCAUGUUUUUAAGUAAGGCUGUCAAAUGCCAAGAACUAGAUCUGGAUACAAUCUUGCCAGAUCAGGAGAUGCUGAUGAAACUGAUGAUUCACCCACUUCAGAUUCAGGCAAGUCUUUCUGAAAUUCACAGCAAUAUGUGGGUUAGAAAUGGUCUACAAAUUAAAGGGCAGGCCAUGACUUACGUGCAGUCUCAUUUCUGCAAUUCGAUGAUUGAUCCUGACAUUUAUCUGCUGCAAGUCUGUGCCUCUAGGCUGGACCCAGAUUAUUUUAUUUCAUCUGUUUUUGAAAGAUUUAAGGUGGUAGAUCUAUUAACGAUGGCAUCGCAGCAUCAAAAUACAGUUCUUGAUUCAGAGCACGAAAGGUCCAUGUUGGAAGGAGCCUUAACAUUUUUGGUCCUUUUAUUAAGUCUUCGUUUGCACUUAGGAAUGACAGAUGAUGAGAUCCUCAGAGCAGAGAUGGUUGCCCAACUCUGUAUGAAUGACAGAACACACAGCUCAUUAUUGGAUCUUAUUCCAGAAAACCCCAAUCCUAAAAGUGGUAUUAUUCCAGGAAGCUUAAGCUUUGAAUCGGUCUUGUCAGCAGUUGCUGAUUUUAAAGCUCCUGUUUUUGAACCUGGAGGUUCCAUGCAACAAGGAAUGUAUACACCUAAAGCUGAAGUUUGGGAUAAGGAAUUUGACCCCGUCAUGGUGAUACUUCGAACAGUUUACCGUCGAGAUGUGCAGUCUGCAAUGGACAGAUACACAGCAUUUUUAAAGCAAAGUGGUAAAUUCCCUGGGAACCCAUGGCCUCCUUAUAAGAAGAGAACACCACUGCAUCCAAGUUACAAAGGCCUCAUAAAGCUUUUGCACUGUAAAACUCUGCACAUUGUGCUGUUCACACUUCUUUAUAAGAUAUUAAUGGAUCAUCAGAAUUUAUCGGAACAUGUGCUUUGCAUGGUUUUGUAUUUGAUUGAGCUGGGAUUGGAAAAUUCUCCAGAACAGGAGUCAGAUGAAGAGGAAUCUGCGGGUGGUCAAGAGCGUUGCCAUGAUAGUUGGUUUCCAGGUAGUAACUUGGUUUCUAACAUGCGUCACUUCAUUAACUAUGUCCGAGUAAGAGUACCAGAAACUGCUCCAGAGGUGAAGAGGGAACCACCUGCAAGUACAAGUUCUGAUGGUUUAGCUUCAUCACAAAGUUCAAGGCGGAAGAGCCUCCAGAGAGAGAGCUCGGGAACAGCUCAAGUGUUCAGUUUGGUUGCGGAACGUAGGAAGAAAUUUCAAGAGAUCAUCAAUCGGAACACCAGUGAGGCAAAUCAGGUGGUUCGGCCCAAAACAUCGAUGAAAUGGUCUGCACCUGGAGCAACUCCACAGCUAACCACAGCCAUUCUAGAGGUCAAGGAAAGCAUUCUGUCCUUGCUGAUCAAAUUGCAUCACAAACUCUCAGGAAAACAAAACUCUUAUUAUCCUCCGUGGCUGGAUGAUGUGGAUGUUUUAAUCCAUCCAGAAAUUCCAAGAUACUCUCAUGGUGAUGGAAUGACGGCAGUAGAAAGAAUUUUAUUGAAAGCUGCUGUACAGAGCAGAUUGAAUAAACGCAUAAUUGAAGAGAUAUGUAGAAAGGUGACACCUCCUGUACCACCAAAAAAGAUUAGCUCUGCAGAGAAGAAAACUUUGGAUAAAGAAGAAAGACGGCAGAAGGCCAGGGAAAGGCAACAGAAAUUGCUGGCUGAAUUUGCUUCAAGGCAGAAAAGCUUCAUGGAAACAGCCAUGGAUGUUGAAUCGCCAGAUGCUGAUAUUGCCAUGGAGGUAGCUGCAUCGGAACAGCAUGUUUCUGAGGCAGUAUAUGAUUGUGUUAUUUGUGGACAAAGUGGUCCUUCUACUGAAGACAGACCUACAGGGCUAGUUGUACUAUUACAAGCAUCCUCAGUGUUGGGACAAUGCCGCAAUAGCACUGAGCCAAAGAGACUACCAACUACUGAAGAGGAGCAAAUAUACCCUUGGGACACCUGUGCAGCACUGCAUGAUGUGAGGCUUACAACUUUACAGCGAUACUUCAAAGAUAGCUCCUGCCUGCAAGCAGUGUCAAUAGGCUGGGAAGGAGGUGUUUAUGUUCAAACUUGUGGUCACACUUUACACAUAGAUUGUCACAAAUCCUACAUGGAAUCUUUACGGAAUGACCAGGUCCUGCAGGGGUUUUCAGUGGACAAAGGAGAAUUUACCUGUCCCCUCUGUAGGCAAUUUGCUAACAGUGUUCUUCCUUGUUACCCUGGAAACAACGUGGAAAGAAGCCUUUGGCAAAGUCACAGUAACAAGUGUAUGCAAGAUCUUGUGCAAGAGGUGGAAGAUCUUCAAGAACAGCUGGGAACUUUCCCAGUAAGCAUCAGUUCUGAAACCAAUCUCAGUAAAGAAAUGGAAUCUGUAAUGAAAGAUAUAAAAAGUACGACGCAGAAGAAGUAUACAGAUUACAGUAAGACUCCUGGAUCACCUGACAAUGAUUUUCUGUUUAUGUACUCAGUAGCCAGAACAAACUUGGAACUAGAGCUGGUCCAUCGAGGAGGCAAUUUAUGUUCAGGAGGGGCAAGCACAGCUGGGAAAAGAUCAUGUUUAAAUCAGCUGUUCCACGUGUUGGCCAUGCACAUGCGCCUCUACAGUAUAGACUCUGCGUACAAUCCUUGGAGGAAACUGACCCAGCCAAUACAGGAUAAAAAUUCAGAGCUAAGUGAAGAACUGCCAGAAGUUCCUGUACUUUACAGAGAUGUCUCAUCCCUUUUGCUUAUCCAGAUUUUAACCAUGCCUCAACCAUUGCACAAAGAACACUUCACCUGCAUUAUAAAAGUGCUGUUCACUUUAUUGUAUACUCAAGCCUUGGCAGCACUUUCUGUUAAAUGCAGUGCUGAAGAUAGGAUGGCAUGGAAAGAGUCAGGAGCUCUCAAAAAGAAUACGUCCAGUGGAGAAAAAUCUUGGGAAGUGUUACUGGGUCAUGUGAUGAGUGAGCUGUCUAAGGGGAAGAUGUAUGAAGAAGGAGAGACUGAAGAAUUAACAGUGGUAAAUCCUGACUCUGUAGAGUGCUAUCUGCAGCAGUUCUGCCUGCCUUUCCUCAGGAUCACAAGCCUUCUCCAACAUCAUCUUUUUGGAGGGGAUUUACCUAGUUGCCAGGAAGAUGAAGAAUUCACAGUUCUUGCAAGCUGCCUGGGUCUGUUACCAUCUUUUCAGUCAGCUCAUCAGUUCACCAGUGCCUCUUGUCUCGAUUGGCCAGUGCCAGCAUUUGACAUGAUAUCACAGUGGUGCUCAGAACUGGCUUCAUUUGGAGAUAGACAUCCAGAUCAAAUAAAGGCUUUGCUUAUCCAGGAACCUAAGUGGGACUUGCCACGCCUCCUUCAGUUGCCUGAGAAUUAUAAUACCAUUUUCCAGUAUUAUCACAGAAAGACUUGUACUGUUUGCACCAAGGUUCCUAAAGAUCCUGCUGUUUGUCUAGUUUGUGGUACUUUUGUAUGCCUGAAAGGACUGUGUUGCAAACAACAGAGUUACUGUGAAUGUGUUCUGCAUUCUCAAAACUGUGGAGCUGGGACAGGAAUAUUUCUUUUGAUCAAUGCGUCUGUAAUCAUCAUCAUACGAGGUCAUCGUUUCUGCCUUUGGGGUUCUGUUUAUCUAGAUGCACAUGGUGAAGAAGACAGAGAUCUUAGGCGUGGUAAACCUCUCUACAUAUGCAAGGAAAGAUACAAAGUGCUUGAGCAGCAGUGGGUGUCUCAUACUUUUGAUCAUAUCAAUAAAAGAUGGGGGCCACACUAUAAUGGCUUGUAAAUCAUCAUCUACACACAGUAUCAUUGCUGUCACCAUGAAUGAAUGCAUCUUGACUGACAAUAGCUUUAACUGAAUGGGAGUUUAGCUCUUUGCCUCGGGGUGAAGUGGGGUAUGGGCAUAAAAGGGAAAUGGAACUUUGUCACCAUGUGAAAUUUUAGCAAAAUUAGCUGCUGUUACUACUAAAUAAUGAUACAAUAAUUUGAAAUUAAACCCUCAGAAUGGUGUGAGCAAUCUGAUUGCACUCAGUAGUCUACUUUUCUUCUUUUUUUAAAGCCCAUUAUUGUUAAGAAGCACAAAUUUUACUUACAGUUGUUUAGAGUCUCCAGGGAUAGCUGUCAAGUUUUUAUUUUUCUCUGCAUGGAGUUGGGUUUUUAGCAAUUUUUGCUGAAACACUGUAUAUGUCUGCUACAUCUACUAAAUAUGUUGGAUAAAA
Nestor notabilis (Kea) is the source of this 5569-nucleotide messenger RNA. It is a transcript of the gene UBR3, whose product is annotated as ubiquitin protein ligase E3 component n-recognin 3 (putative). Gene Ontology annotation, cellular component: ubiquitin ligase complex; cytoplasm. Bases 58 to 5136 code for a protein of 1692 amino acids. Gene Ontology annotation, molecular function: ubiquitin protein ligase activity. NCBI's taxonomy places the organism in Eukaryota, Metazoa, Chordata, Aves, Psittaciformes, Psittacidae. Gene Ontology annotation, biological process: ubiquitin-dependent protein catabolic process via the N-end rule pathway; protein ubiquitination. The record is from RefSeq and is a predicted model, not a curated record. The transcript is spliced from 39 exons.